UUUGUUACAUUGUUUCUUUCCGAUCUUUAAAAUCCUCAAAGGAUCAAAUCAUGAAUUACUUCAGCAGGCAACGAUGGUCACAAAAGCUUACAAGUAUAAUUUUGGCCGUUCGUCCGUGGUCUUUCUCGGCGUCCAUAACAAGUACUUUGCUUGGACUUUGCCUCGUGUGGAAAGAAAACAAAAGUAUCGACAUUAUCCAAGCGAUCUUUACCAUCGCGACAGUUUUAUUUAUUCACGGCGCUGGAAAUUUGGUGAACACUUACUAUGACUUUAUCAACGGUUUUGAUACAAAGGAUUCUGACGAUAAAACUCUGGUCGAUAAAUUGCUUUCACCAAAUGAUCUUGUCGCUUGUAUCACGGAGUUCUAUGUAAUGAGAAUCGUGUGCUUUAUUGCCAUUUAUCUCCGCUCAGGUGAAGACACUGUGCCUUUGAUUGCACUGUUUCUAUGCGGUGUGCUGAGUUCGUUUAUUUACACCGGAGGAAUCGGCUUAAAAUACAUGGCACUUGGUGAUAUCCUGAUCUUUCUUACGUUUGGUGCUCUGACUACGGUGUUCGCUUACCUAAUUCAAACCGGUGAAAUUUCAUUGGGAAUUAUUGCCUAUGCAUUACCCUUGGCACUGAACACAGAAGCCAUUCUACACGGGAACAACACACGUGAUCUGGAGAGUGAUAAAUCAUCAGGAGCUGUGACGUUGGCCAUUCUACUUGGCAAGCAGUAUGCUUGCGUUCUGUACUGCUUACUUCUGAUUGGUCCAUAUGUUGUACUGUGUAUCCUGGCCUUGAAUUCUUCUUGGACUCUACUAUUCCCUUUCGUAACAGCCCCACUGGCUGUUCAUUUCUCGUCUCUAUGUCUCCAUGGAGAUAUGAUCAUGAUUCCUCAAAAAACCGCUCAGCUCAAUCUCCUGUUUGGCUUACUUUACUUGACUGGGCUGAUUAUUUCAUAAUGAAUUGAACUGAAGAUAAUACAAUAUGUUGAGAUGUAACUUGUUGUGCGGUUGAACAUACUAAUUCCCUGAAGCUCACUUUCACAAAGCGCAAUUAAGAUUGCUGCUGAACUUGCCUUUACCCAGCUGAUUGCUUCGGACAUGCGCUUAAGUGCCCUCUUUGAACGUACAGUGACAACGAGGUUGUUUCAGCCGUAUUCUCGAAUCCACUCUACGAUCGUCUCGAGGACGGGGAAGAAACGUGGCAAUCGAGCCUGCUGAGCAAAUCUUACCGAGCCCGCCACAAUACAGUUCGUCACCUUUCAGUUAGCUUUAUUGGGAUUUUUUUUCUCGGGCUUUUGAUUAUGUAAAGGCUGAGACAUCUGUAAUGAGUUUCUUAUCUUGGUGUCAUGAUACAAUUUAUCAUACAAUGCAUCGUUGGUUGCCUUUCACAACAACAUAUAAUAGUAUAACAAUGUCAGGUGUCUGAGUCAGUGGAGUGACGGCAAUAGAACUGUGAUAUUCUUAACCAGAA
Molecule: messenger RNA, 1458 nt
Organism: Pocillopora damicornis (cauliflower coral)
Lineage: Eukaryota; Metazoa; Cnidaria; Anthozoa; Scleractinia; Pocilloporidae
Product: ubiA prenyltransferase domain-containing protein 1
Biological process (GO): vitamin K biosynthetic process; menaquinone biosynthetic process
Cellular component (GO): Golgi membrane; endoplasmic reticulum
Molecular function (GO): prenyltransferase activity
Source: RefSeq, a predicted model, not a curated record